Phyllostomus hastatus (greater spear-nosed bat) is the source of this 2208-nucleotide messenger RNA. RefSeq names its product lipopolysaccharide induced TNF factor (gene LITAF). Gene Ontology annotation, molecular function: zinc ion binding. Bases 234 to 707 code for a protein of 157 amino acids. Lineage: Eukaryota; Metazoa; Chordata; Mammalia; Chiroptera; Phyllostomidae. Gene Ontology annotation, biological process: regulation of cytokine production. The record is from RefSeq and is a predicted model, not a curated record. The transcript has 4 exons.
UGACUUAAUCACUCCAGCUGGCAGUUCUUUAAAAAGGCUUGGGUCCCUGCCCUUUCCAAAAGCAGUUUUGGCAGCGCUUCAGGGGCCUGGAAAGGUCUUCACUUUCCUUUCCAGCAGUCACACUUCUGGGGAUUUGCCCGAAGGAACUAAUCCUAAAUAAAGAAAAGAAAGGACUGGCGCCCAGCAUUAUCCACUGCAGCCCACGUUUGAGAUCAUCGUGAGCGACAGGUGAAAUGUCUGCUCCGGGAUUGUACCAGGCGACUGCUGGGCCUUCGUCGGUGCCCACCGCACCCCCAUCCUAUGAAGAGACGGUGGCCAUUAACAAUUACUUCCCCACGCCGCCUGGGCCGACCACGGGGCUCGUGACUGGCCCUGAUGGGAAGGGCAUGAACCCUCCUGCGUACUACACCCAGCCAGUGCCCGUCCCCAACGCCAACGCAAUUGCUGUGCAGACAGUCUACGUGCAGCAGCCUGUCUCCUUCUUUGACCGCCCGGUACAGAUGUGUUGCCCUUCCUGCAACAAGAUGAUUGUGACCCAGCUGUCCUAUAACGCCGGAGCCCUCACCUGGCUCUCCUGUGGGAGCCUGUGCCUGCUCGGGUGCGUAGCAGGCUGCUGCUUCAUCCCUUUCUGUGUGGACGCCCUGCAGGACGUGGACCAUUACUGUCCUAACUGCAAAGUUCUCCUGGGCACCUACAAGCGUUUGUAGGACUCGACCAGGCCUGACGGGAGCUGUAUGUGGCAGGGAGUCCGCUCCGACUCUCAGCCAGUCCCACCCCUGAUGGAGAUUCUGCCUUGGUGGUCUCUUCCUUCCAGGGGUUCCACCUUUGUGUCUUCUUUUGGGGGGAAAUAUUGCAAAAGUAACACACUUCCAAACCCCAGAAAUUGCUGCUUGGAGUCGUGCACAGGACAUGCAGAGACAUUUACCUUGAGUGCUGGGUCAAGGGUGUCCCACCUGCCUGCCACCCUAGGCCGUCAUCCCAUCUCACUGUGAUCGUUGCCCUGUCUGAGUAUCUUCCAGUGAUUUGCCUUGCCAGCUUCUUUUCUUGCCUCAGUGGGCCUUUUUGGUGGUGGGCUCCAACUGAGAAGCCACAGGUUGCCUUAUGUUUGAGACUGUUCUGGCCUGAAUGCGGCCGAGCCAGCCUCUAGCAUUACCAUCGUGUCCGUCUGUCUGUCCUCACGUCUGACGACAAAAGGCUUGCCUCAGGCCUUGGCCCUCAGGUUCUGUAACCGCAGGCUUUUCACUAGCACAAAAAUUCACUUUAAUUUUUGAAUUCGUUUUUACGUACAUGGAGGGACUACCCACACCCCCCAGACAAGGAUCCAUGGGGUCAUAAACGAUUCUAGAAACACGGGGCUGGUCGCACCACUGCUCCGUCUGCCCUCGGCUCUCUGUGCCAGGCUCUCAGCCAGGUUCCAUGAAGGGCUUUUCCUUGUGGAGGAAUUAUUUGUAGUAACAGUUUUUACAGCCUUUUGGUCUUAAACACCUUUGAACACAAUUUUGAAAGAAGGGAUUUAUAGAACCGUUUUCUGAAACUGUGUAAUUGGUAUCAUUUCCCCAUUUGCCAAGGCACUCUCAUAUAUAUAUAUAUUUUUUUCUUAACAAAAACAGUCAUGGGCAGUUGCACCCAGUGCCUUUACUUGGGUUAAUGUGGUUCUGGAAAACCUUCAUGACGGAGCUGGGAACGUGGGCCCCUUUGGGCUCCUGGUGGUGUGCGUGGGAAGACACAGAGGAGCAUGAGGGAGCACUUCCAGGUGCCGUGGUGCUGAAGGGCGUGGGGGCCAGAACUGUGUCCAGGGAACCCGAAGUCUGAUUUUAUUUCUCAGAAAUCUCAUUUGUUGUAUGCCAUCGGAAGACAUGAUUUCUAGGACUCAAGCAGCAAGCCAGAGUUCUUGGGUUGCCGCUGUGUCAUCUUUGAAAUCAAGACAAAGCGGGACUCGCCUUCCAGGAGUCCCCAUUUUGAUGAUAAAUAGGCACAGGGGAUGCAUGUGAAUAAUAGUAUGUAGAAGUCAAGCCUAGACCUUGAACAAAAAUCUGUAUAUUGGCUGAAAAUUAGAAUCAUAACCGUUGAUUCAGCUUAUUCACUUGAUAUUUUGAAAGUUUCAGUAAUUAUUUUUUGCAACGAAUAUGGAUACUACAUCGCACUUUGGUGUUUAUCUGCUUUUGAAAAAUAAAGUCUUUGGUUCAUUUGGUGAACUAUUUAUCAGUU